AUGUUUAAAAGCAAGUGCAAGUCUAUGGAAUCUUAUCCAUGCUAUCAAGAUGAAGAUACUAAGAUUGCUUUUGCUGACUAUACUGUGACCUAUCAAGAUCAGCCACCAAAUACUUGGUUUAUAGUAUUCAGGGAAACAUUUUUGGUUCCUCAAGAUAUGAUUUUGCUUCCCAAAGUAUAUACUACACUUCCAGUCUGCAUGCUACAUGUUGUUAAUAAUGACACAAUGGAACAAGUGCCAAAGGUGUUCCAAAAGCUGGUGCCUUAUCUUUAUACCAGGAAUAAGAAGGGAUACACAUUUGUGGCUGAAGUAUUUACGGGUGAUACAUAUGUAUCAGCCUCACGAUGGAAACUGCGCCUCAUUGGCUCUUACACUCCACUCCCAUGCCUCUCUCGGGACUCUCCAUACAAUGCUUUCACCAUAAAGGAAAUCAGAGAUCACUACAUACCCAAUGAUAAGAAAAUUUUAUUCAGGUAUUCAGCUAAAGUGGCAGUACCACAACUUGUUACGAUACAAGUACGCACGUCCAAACCAGAUGCUUUCAUCAAGCUGCAGGUCCUAGAAAAUGAAGAAAUUUUGGUGAGCUGCAUUGGAAAAGGCCAAGCUAUAAUCCCAGCAUUCAACUUCUUGAGAAGUGAUAAAACUCUGAGCUCCCAAUCUAGCAAACAAGUUCUUUUAUUUCACGCUGCAUCCAAGAAAGAACAAGAAGUAUAUGUUAAGAAGAAAUCUGCCCUGGGAAGUCAGAAAUCCUAUAAGGGUAAACCUGGAAAUAUAAUACAAGACACUGGUCUGCCUCUUUUGGAGGAGGAAACUACCAGUACACCCACCACAGAAGAAAUUGCUAGUGUGCCACAGCAGAAUUACAAGUAUAUUAUAAAGUGUUUGGUGUUAUAUAACAGUUGGCCUCUCACUGAAAAUCAGCUGACGUUUGUUCAAGCACUAAAAGACUUAGAGAAAAGUGAUACCAAAGCUCAUACUGAGAAACACGAGGAAUCAGUUACCUUGGGAAGCCCAGAUUUCCAUACAAUUAGUGAGGGGCAAAAAUCUUCAGGAACUUCUAAAACAAGGAAAGGCAAAGAAAAAUCUUCUGAGAAGGAAAAGACAGCUAAAGAAAAACAGGCACCUCGCUUUGAGCCUCAGACAUCCAUUAUGCACUCUCAGCAAGAAGACCCAAAUAAACCGUACUGGAUUUUGAGGUUGGUCACUGAACACAGUGAAUCAGAAUUAUUUGAAGUGAGAAAAGAUACAGAACGAGCAGAUGAAAUCCGAGCCAUGAAGCAAGCCUGGGAGACAACUGAGCCAGGAAGAGCAAUCAAGGCUUCGCAGGCUCGUUUGUAUUACCUCCUCCAGUUCAUUCAGAAACCCUGCGAAGCUGAGAGCGCCAGUGGGCCUGCGGCUGAAAGCCAGGCCAAACCCAUGGAAGAAGGUCAGUGAAUCCACCCCAGCUGCCUCAGAGCACACAGCUGUUACUUGCACCUCUUAAAAAAUAGUCAGUGGGUCAUGCUUGGUAAAAAGGACCCAUUUCAGAAUCUCUUUUCUUUAGGAAGUGGAAAAAGUCACGCAAUUUCAGCUGUGUGAACAGCACUUCAAUUAUCAAAUCGCUUUCACUCAUUUUCUCAUUUAGGUCCUACAUUUCCUCCCCCUCCCCCCAGCACACACACACAAGUAAAUAAGAAGCCAGAGAUAAGAGUGCAGCCUAAUUGGAAGGUAGCUGUAUGGAACUUGAAGGCAGGCCUGCUACCAUAAUUCUGUCGCCUUUCUGAUAACAACAAUAGCAAAUAAUAACAUGAAGAAUUACAAUAAUAAAGCUAACUUAGUUUAUUGAGUGAUUGCCUUGGGCCAGGCACUGUGCUUUAUAUUAAUUAUUUCAUUUAAUGCUCACAUCAAUCCACUGAAGUAUAUAAUAUUAUUUCCAGUUUAUCAAGAAAGACAGCAGCACAGAGAGUGUCAAUAAUUUUUUAAGUUCACAAGAUCCCCAGAGACAGAGCCAGCCUGCAGAUGGGGCCCUCUCGGACCCUAGCAUCUUCUAACAGCCACUUGACUGCUCCCUCUAUCACAACACUGGUCUGUCCACGGAGGCUGAGGACAUCCACAUCCCAAAUCAUGCUUCUCCAUUUUUAUAUCUUCAGGAAUGUAAUUCAAUAAUUGUUACACAAAUAAUGUCUCUUAACUUUUCAUAGGAACAGUGUGAACAGCAAGCAUCACCCUAACCCUACGAUCCUGGGAUGGGCACUGUGCCAAGCAUUUUAUACUCAUUAUCUCACUUUAACCUGUAGCAACUCUAAAGCAGAUGUUACUAUUCCCAUUUCACAGAUAAAGAGACUGAAGUUCAGAGGGUCACCUUUAUCUAGGAAGUGACAAAUUUGGGAUUUGAAAUAUUUCUAACUUCUAAAGUACUCACUCCUCUAAUAGUUAGAGUGUAGUGUAAUGUUAGCAAAAAUAUAGGUGAAUAAGAUUAAGUUUUUAUCUUUUUGGCUAUAGUGUUUAUUUUUUUAAUUUGUAUUAACAUAGAUGUAAAGAAAAUUACACUGGACACAUUAAAAAUGACCAAAAAACUUUAUUGAAGACUACUGAAACAGGGAAGAGAGACUGAACUCAACUUGGAAUACAACAGGGACAAGUGGGGAUUGAUAGCCAAUAAGGCCAGGAGAGGUAGUGGAUGGGAAAUUACCAAGAGGAACUUGAUUGCAUAUCGAGGGUGGGUAGACUCUGGGUAAAUUGGCUUCACAGGAUUCUUUGCUAAAAUGGAGUGAGCAGGCCAAAGACAGGGCCUAGUGAAGACCAGGAUUCAGAGGCGCCUGACUUUGUCCGUAACAUACACACAGUGAAGGCACAAAUCUUAACUGUACAGCUCAAUUAUCUUUCGCAUAUGUGCACACUCAGUAGCCACUGUUCAGAUCAAGGUAUAAAACACCAUGUCCCACAAGUCCUCCUCAUUCGCCUCCCAGUCACUUCCUCCCUCAAGGCAACCACUAGUCUAACGUCUGUCACCAUCAAUUAAUUUUGCCUAUUCUUGAACUUCAUCAGUUUAGACUCAUAUGUACUUUAUAUGUCUCAUGAUUUGGUUUUUCUGUUUCUUCCUGUGUCGGCAGUAGGAAACUGUGUUUUACAAGAAAUUUAUCCAUUUUACCUAGGUCCAACUUACUGGAGUAAAUUUUAUC
This is a messenger RNA of Lemur catta (Ring-tailed lemur), 3161 nucleotides long. Its product is annotated as androglobin-like. The transcript is spliced from 9 exons. The record is from RefSeq and is a predicted model, not a curated record. Bases 1 to 1434 code for a protein of 477 amino acids. Lineage: Eukaryota; Metazoa; Chordata; Mammalia; Primates; Lemuridae.